AUGGAGGAUCUCUCGGAUCUUGGAGGCCGCGGCCACCCAGGUGCUGCCAGGCGGCCCACGGCGCCAUCAUUUCCGUCCUCUUCUAAAGUCUCCGUGCAAGUCUACACCGUCCCAAGCAGCUCAGCUGCCGGCGGUGAAGCAGCCCGAGCUCAAGGUGUUGCACUUGCACCAAUGAUCCAUGCGUCUAGCGUCGGUGAUCAUGGCGGCCGCGUUGCUGAUCUAGAUCCCAUGAAGGCCAAGAUCGUCUCCCACCCUCGCUACCACCGCCUGCUCACCGCCUUCUUGGACUGCCACAAGGCACGCGCGCCCAUCGAUGACCCUUAG
Molecule: messenger RNA, 324 nt
Organism: Miscanthus lutarioriparius
Lineage: Eukaryota; Viridiplantae; Streptophyta; Magnoliopsida; Poales; Poaceae
Source: the annotation of a GenBank genome assembly